Esox lucius (northern pike) is the source of this 3147-nucleotide messenger RNA. RefSeq names its product carnitine O-octanoyltransferase (gene crot). The record is from RefSeq and is a predicted model, not a curated record. NCBI's taxonomy places the organism in Eukaryota, Metazoa, Chordata, Actinopteri, Esociformes, Esocidae. The transcript has 16 exons. Gene Ontology annotation, molecular function: carnitine O-octanoyltransferase activity. Gene Ontology annotation, cellular component: peroxisome. The coding region runs from base 173 to 2017 and encodes 614 amino acids.
AUUGAUCACAUCUCUGCUUUGUUUUAGACUCAAGGGUUGGGGGUCACCAACUUGGAAAGUUGUUUUGAGAAUUCAUCCAAAUCAGAACACCAUUGGGUAGCUCAGGAAUCAUCCUAGACUUCGACCUGAGGGUCACUGACAUCGAAGGAACCAGUCCCUGUCAGGUGAGAACAUGGCCCACCAUGUUACCCGGUCGCCCGCUGAGCGGACAUUCCAGCACCAGGACAGCUUGCCUCUUCUCCCUGUGCCGUGUCUAGAGGGGAGCCUGGCCAAGUACCUGGAGGCAGUGCGGCCGUUUGCCACGGCGGAGGAGUUCCAGGCGACCACGGCCAUAGUGAAGAGAUUUGGAAAGGGCGUUGGCCAAGACCUGCACCAGAAACUACUACAGAGGGCCAGGAUACGCAGGAACUGGUUGGAGGAGUGGUGGUUAGACGCAGCGUAUCUGGAGUUGCGCCUCCCCUCUCAGCUGAAUGUGAACUUCGGAGGACCCGCACCCUACCUGGAACACUGCUGGCCAGCUAUGGAGGGAGAGCAGCUGCCGAGGACCAGCUUAGCCAUCUGGCACACUCUACAGUUCUGGGACAUGCUCCGCACGGAGAGGCUGGGCCCUCAUAAGACAGAUAAUACGGCCUUGGAUAUGGACCAGUUCCGAAUGUUGUUCUGUACUUGCAAAGUACCUGGUGUCACCAAGGAUUCCGUCAUCAACUACUUUAAGACGGAGAGUGAGGGUCCGUGCCCCUCUCAUGUGGUGGUGAUGUGUAAGGGACGCGUCUUCACCUUUGACGUGGUCUAUGAUGGAAACAUCCUCACGCCUCUGGAGCUGCUAAGGCAGUUGACCUAUGUGAAGCAGUGUUGUGAGGGACAGCCAGUGGGAGAUGGAGUUGCUGCUCUCACCUCAGAGGAGAGGACACGCUGGGCUAAGGUCAGGGAGUAUCUAACAAGUAUAGAUCCAGCCAAUAAGGUCAUCCUAGAGACCAUCCAGAGCAGUCUGUUUGUUGUCUCACUAGACGACGCUAAACCCUACGCUACUGCAGAGAACUAUACAAGGUUGACCCAGGAGGCCCUGACAGGAGACCCCACAAUCCGCUGGGGCGACAAGUCUUACAACUUCCUGUCGUUCGCUGACGGGACCUUUGGGUCCAACUGUGACCAUUCCCCAUAUGAUGCUAUGGUGCUGGUAACUCAGUGUUACUACGUAGAUCAGCAGCUCAAAGCUACAAAUGGCAACUGGAAGGGCUCUUCGGCACUGCGUCCUGUGCCCCUUCCUGGAGAGUUGGUCUUUACCGUGGACGACAGAGUCCGGAGUGACAUUGCACAUGCCAAGCAACAGUACUGGGAGACCACUCGGGACUUGCAGGUGGUGUGUUACGCCUUCACCUCUUUUGGAAAAGCAGCGAUCAAACAGAGGAAGCUCCACCCAGACACUUUCAUACAACUGGCUCUUCAACUGGCUUACUACAGACAGCACGGAAGGUCUGGUAGUUGCUAUGAGACGGCAAUGACCAGAAGGUUCUACCACGGCAGGACCGAAACCAUGAGGCCCUGCACUCUAGAGGCGCAAAACUGGUGCCGCCUGAUGCUUGACCCUGCGGCCAGUGUGAGUACUGAAGCUAAAAGGAAAGCCCUGCUGCUGGCCUUCAACAAGCACAACAAACUGAUGGCCGAGGCCCAGAACGGUAAAGGUUUUGACAGGCAUCUUCUGGGCCUGUACCUGAUCGCCAAGGAGGAGGGACUUCCUGUGCCAGACCUGUUCACUGAUCCACUGUAUUCUAAGAGUGGCGGGGGAGGUAACUUUGUUCUGUCCACCAGUCUGGUUGGCUACACUACAGUCCUUGGGGCAGUCGCGCCAAUGGUGAAUAAUGGCUAUGGGUUCUUCUACCGCAUCAGAGACGAUAGGAUUGUGGCUUCCUGUUCCGCAUGGAAGUCCAGUCCAGAGACCGAUGCAGAAACACUGUUCCAGAACCUGGCUACUUCUCUACAUGACAUGCUCCAGCUGGCUACAACCGCUCACCUCUAACACAUAAAAAAAACACACAGAUACACACACUUUUUUUGGAUGGUAGUAAAUAAUUAACUUCUGCACGAUCAAUGCAAAAACACAGUAACAGUGCAGCUCUUGAUUUGCUUUCUUUCGUAAAUGUUUUUAAAUAAUCUAUGUUUAAAUGCAGCAUAACUGAGUAGUUCAUUUUGCACUUAAAGCCUUAAACCAGUAGAAAUCCGUUUUCAAUUUGGCCUGGUCUAACCCGUUGUGUGGUAAGACGAUUUGCAUCAAAUAGGCCACUGGUGGGCAACUUUAAAUCAUGUAAUUAUUCGUGAUUCGAUUUUAUGUAGCAUCUAGAUUGGGGAUUCCCGGUUUUCAAAAUGUAUAGAUUGAACUUCCUGCCAUAAUUCUGUUUAGAUUUAGCCUUGUUUUUAUGCUCUUCGAACUGUUCCUAAGACCACUAAACUAACACUCACAAUGCUUCCAGUCUGGAACCAGCAUAGCAUUGCCUCAUGUCACCUGUCAAUCAGUAUGGAUUUACAAGUAUUAUUUUUCUAUAACAGUUUGCUUUUCCAGAACAGAAAUGAAUGUUGUUGCUUGAUUGAAAUACUCUUCUGAACAUAACUUUAAUUAUAGCUGUGGAAUUUGAAAAUGCACAGACUAAGCUUAAACAGUAAAUGUUGUCGGACUACUGCAUUGCCUCAUGGGUGCAAUGUUAAGCCCUGCCUCAAUCAAAACCAUUUUCCAAUUAUAUUCUGGUUUGAUUGAGUGAAUUCAAAUGUGCCUUUUUGCUUAUUGGAUUUUCUGGAGACUUGGUUUGUGGUUUUGAUUGAAUAUCCCAUUGUGUCUUAGGGCUCAGAUCAAUCACACCCAUAUUGCAGUAUUUACACAUUUUCUAAUUACUCUGACUGGUCUACCAGGGCGACCACCUCACAAGUAUGCUUUCACUUUCAGAAUUAGAGUUGGGAUGGAAAUCAUUUAAAAUAAAUUAAUUGUGCAAACAUUGCUAUGGUGUGUAUGAAUCCAUCCCAGCAUUAAACAUUUAGAUUUCCAUUGCUGCUAAAUAACUCUUCCACUACUAUGCCAGGGUAAUAGCAUCACCCUAUGCAAAUUCUAAUAUGCUGUAUGUAUCUGUCUGUAAUAAAGAACUGUCUGUAAUUUCUUCA